Entamoeba invadens IP1 is the source of this 375-nucleotide messenger RNA. RefSeq lists its product as hypothetical. The record is from RefSeq and is a predicted model, not a curated record. The coding region runs from base 1 to 375 and encodes 124 amino acids. The transcript has a single exon. Lineage: Eukaryota; Evosea; Mastigamoebida; Endamoebidae.
AUGACCAUUAAAAACCCUUAUUCUAAAUCUUCUGUUAACGGAUUGAUGUUUUUAGCACAAAUUGAAGUUCUUCAACAUCCUGACGCCAAAAUGGCAACAUACAAAUACUAUAAACAUCGAGCAGAUAUACUUACAAGAUUGGAAAGAAUGAGAAUUGCACCAGAACGUAGAGAACAACUCAAAGAAUUUGUAACCAAUAUUGAAAACUUUUUGAAGGAAUUUUCUGAAAAAACAAUUGAAAUGACGGAUUUAAUAUUCUUCAGACAUCAAAGAGAAGUGCACAAAUUAACAGCUAUCGUUCAAAAUAUAAAGACUUACGUUGAUGAUUCAAAACAAGGAGUUAAAGAAAAUCCAAGGACUUUUACUUUCUUAUAA